Molecule: messenger RNA, 1224 nt
Organism: Lachancea fermentati
Lineage: Eukaryota; Fungi; Ascomycota; Saccharomycetes; Saccharomycetales; Saccharomycetaceae
Source: the annotation of a GenBank genome assembly
AUGUCGAGUAGAUUAGUUCAAAUAAAAGAUCAUCUUUUGUCUCAGGGGCAACCAUCUGUACAAGAGAAAAACGCCGACGAUGUUGUCAUCGUUUCAGCCUAUAGGUCUGCGAUGGCCAAGGGCUUCAAGGGAGGUUUCAAAGAUGUGAACUCGGAUUACUUACUUUACCAAUUUUUGAAAGAAUUUAUUGAGCGUCUUCCUGCACCAAUAAAAGAAAAUAAGGAGAUGAUUGAAGAAGUUGCUUGCGGUAACGUGCUUAAUCCUGGUGCAGGAGCAACUGAGCACAGAGCGGCGUGCUUAGCGUCUGGUCUUCCCUAUUCCACUCCUUUCGUUGCGAUCAACAGACAGUGUUCUUCUGGACUUACCGCAGUGAACGACGUUGCCAAUAAAAUUAGGGCUGGCCAGAUCAGCGUAGGUUUAGCCCUGGGAGUCGAGUCUAUGAGUAAAAACUAUGGUCCCAAAGCUCUCGGGGCGCUCUCUCAUGAAAUGAAAGAAAACAAAUCAGCUAGUACUUGCCUGAUUCCAAUGGGGAUAACUAAUGAAAAUGUUAGCACGCAAUAUAAGGUUUCAAGGCAAGAUCAAGACAAGUUUGCAGCGAGCUCCUACCAAAAGGCAGAAGAAGCGGUGUCAAAGGGUUUCUUCAGGGACGAAAUUCUUCCUAUCGAGCUUCCAGAUGGACGAGUAAUUGACACGGAUGAGGGGCCACGCAAGGGUGUAACCGCUGAGAACUUGGCGCAGCUGCGUCCAGCUUUCAUAAAAGAAAAGGGUGUCACAACUGCAGGUAACGCCUCUCAGAUUUCAGAUGGUGUGGCAGGGGUUCUUCUUACCAGAAGGUCCGUUGCAAAUUCUUUGAAUCUUCCUGUCUUGGCGAAGUAUGUGAGUUUUCAAGCCGUAGGCGUUCCUCCUGAAAUUAUGGGGGUUGGUCCAGCUUACGCCAUUCCCAAAGUUCUUAGUGACUGCCACCUAAAAGUAGAUGAUGUUACUGUCUUCGAGAUCAACGAGGCAUUUGCGGGGCAAGCUCUCUACUGUAUCCAAAAGCUUGGAAUUCCACUGUCAAAAGUCAAUCCUCAUGGCGGGGCAAUAGCGUUAGGUCAUCCUUUAGGUUGCACAGGUGCCAGACAAGUUGCCACGAUUUUGAGAGAGCUAAAGGCUGGAGAAGUGGGUGUGGUGAGUAUGUGCAUUGGAACAGGGAUGGGUGCGGCAGCAGUUUUUGUUAGGGAGUAA